AGGGACUCCUGUACCAUUGUCGUUCUCGGUUACACUGCUCCUACUCCUAUUGACAGUGUCGGCCGAAAGUCUAGACUCAAUCAGAGUCAAUCUCGCCUCCUCAAGACAAAGACCAAAAAAAAUUCUCGUGAUAGGUGAGGGAUGCUGGUAUUACUCAUGGAUGGGCUUUAUGGUGUAAUAGACCCUGCUCCGUUGACUGUUAAAAGCCCAACCAGCUUCCUAUCGAAAGACCAAGUUCUAAUGAUAAUGGGCGACACCGGUAAACGUAUCAGCUCAGCCUCACGUAUAACUCAUGUUCCACAGGAGCAAGAGUUGAUACUUAUCAAAUUUCACGAAGGAGACCCACGGGAUCCAAGAAAUUUCUCUUAUGCGCAGAAGUGGACUAUCACUCUGUUAGCUUGUGUAUUCGCUGGAAUCACAGCAGCUGCAUCGUCAUCAUAUUCGAUCAGUUAUGAGUCAAUGAUGGGGGACCUGAAUUGUACUCGACUUCAGGCGACUUUGGGACUGAGCUUGUACGCGAUAGGUUUCGGGAUUGUCCCUUUGAUCUCUUCGUCAUUCGCUGAGGAGUGCGGCAGACGACCUGUUUACAUCAUGUCGUCUGCUUUGUUUUUUCUCGCUGAAGUUAUGAAUGCGUUGGCGCCAAAUAUACAAACUGUGGUUGUGUCGCGUGCACUACAAGGAGCCUUUGGUGCAUGUGGUGCAUCGUUGAUUGGAGGUAGCAUUGCUGAUAUAUGGCAGCCACACGAACGUGGAUUGCCAAUGUCUCUGUAUGCAUUCUCGUCCCUAUUCUCUUUCGGUCUCGGGUCAGCGCUUGGAGGACUCAUUUCUGCCAGUCCGCACCUCGGAUGGCGGUGGGUGCAGUGGGUGCAUGCCAUGUUCACUGGGGCAUUUAUGCUUGGCGUCAUCUUGGUGAUGAGCGAAACCCGUUCAUCGAUUAUUCUAGCCCACAUUGCGAAGGACACCAGAAAGAUGACUGGUGACCCCAGGUAUCGGUCCAGCGCUGAAAUUGACAGACCGAGCAUGUCAUCUCUCAUUAAGACGUCGUGCACACGGCCGUUGUAUCUUCUUUUCACAGAACCUAUUGUGCAAAGCUUUAGUCUUUGGGUCGGUUUCGUUUGGGGGGUCGUGUACUGCUUGUUCGAAUCCGUCACUACAGAAUUUCAGUCUGUCUACAACUUCAGUGUUCGUGACACAGGGUUUGUACUCCUGUGUCAAAGUGUCGGAGCUAUCAUAGGUUUUUUGGCGAACAUGUAUCAGGAAACCUUGUACCGAAAAUACUUUCCGAUAAAGGGCCAAGAAGCACGGCUAUACAUGCCAUGCGCUGCUGCUGUUGUUCUUCCCGUUUCGAUGUUCAUCUAUGCAUGGACGGCAUCACCCAACAUUCCUUGGAUCGUGCCUCUGAUUGGGCUAACUGCAUUUAUGUCUGGUGUCUUCGUAAUAUUUCAAGUUUCAUUUUUGUAUCUCGCAGACUGCUAUGGCCCAUUUGCCUCCUCGGCUCAAGCGGGACAGGGCUUGGCUCGAAACAUAAUGGCAUUGAGUUUCCCGCUCUUCACACAACAGAUGUUCGCUGGUAUGACAUAUAAAUGGGGACUGACGCUCUGGGCGUUAUUAUCCGUGGUGAUGGCACCAACUCCAUGGGUCCUCUUCUUCUAUGGUUCAAAAAUUCGCUCUCGUAGUAGGGUCUCUCGUAAGAUUCUCGAGGCUGAACGGGACGGCGACACAACUGUUGCUUCUACUCCUACUGAGGAAAAAAGCAUGCAAGUGUGACGAAUUCUUGGUUGUCGUAUCAAAACAGCUGUAAUGCUUUCAUGAUAAAAUCACGACCUGCCCCUGUUAGAUAUAUGUAGACUGCAGGUGAAAUGAAAGACUUCCCGUAGGC
Molecule: messenger RNA, 1879 nt
Organism: Suillus subalutaceus
Lineage: Eukaryota; Fungi; Basidiomycota; Agaricomycetes; Boletales; Suillaceae
Product: MFS general substrate transporter
Exons: 17
Coding region: 142-1767 (541 amino acids)
Biological process (GO): transmembrane transport
Molecular function (GO): transmembrane transporter activity
Source: RefSeq, a predicted model, not a curated record